AUGGGCUGGUGGCCCUUCUCCUCCGACUCGCGCGCCGACGCCAUCCGCUCCGGCGACGCCAUCCCCACGCGCGCCGAGCGCCUCCAGUGCUGGGCCUCGCGCGACGCCUACUUUGCCUGCCUCGACGCGCACUCCAUCCUCGACGCCACCAAGGACGCCUCCAAGGCCGCCCGCGCCUGCCCCCGCGAGUCGGCCGACUUUGAGCGCGACUGCGCCGCCGCCUGGGUCAAGUACUUUAAGCAGUGGCGCGUCGCCGACGUCCAGAAGAAGCGCCGCCUCGAGGAGCUGCGCCGCCAGGGCGCCCAGGAGAUGGAGGUGUCGACGAGCUUUGCGCCCGACGGCGGCGCCGCGGAAAAGGGCAAGGGCCGCGACGACAUCCAGGGCAUGCUGGACCAGAAGCGGAGGUAG
This is a messenger RNA of Purpureocillium lilacinum, 408 nucleotides long. RefSeq lists its product as uncharacterized. Gene Ontology annotation, cellular component: mitochondrial intermembrane space; mitochondrion; respiratory chain complex IV. NCBI's taxonomy places the organism in Eukaryota, Fungi, Ascomycota, Sordariomycetes, Hypocreales, Ophiocordycipitaceae. The record is from RefSeq and is a predicted model, not a curated record. Gene Ontology annotation, biological process: mitochondrial respiratory chain complex IV assembly.